AUGAUAUUGAACUACAUCCAGGCCAACAUCUGGUGUGCAAAGCUGGCCUAUCCCACGGACUGCGACAGAGAUGCAUCAUGCACUGCUGUGGGCGCCGUCCUGGGACAGAAACAAGAGCAGACUGAAAAAGUAGUGGCUUACGCCAGUCAUGUCUUGACGAAAGCGGAGAAGAAGUGGUCCACAUAUGACCGAGAACUUUGGGCUAUUGUGUGGGCAAUGAUUCGAGUCGCUCCCAAAUUGUUCACUAUAAUCGGCUCAGAUCUUACAGAGCUCCAGUUCCAGAAAGCAAUGUCAGGGCCCCUGUUCCGACUGUACCUACACAGCCCGGGCUGCCUGCAUUGA
Knipowitschia caucasica is the source of this 342-nucleotide messenger RNA. NCBI's taxonomy places the organism in Eukaryota, Metazoa, Chordata, Actinopteri, Gobiiformes, Gobiidae. The record is from the annotation of a GenBank genome assembly.